Rhea pennata is the source of this 2001-nucleotide messenger RNA. RefSeq names its product nucleolar protein 4 (gene NOL4). The transcript has 12 exons. Lineage: Eukaryota; Metazoa; Chordata; Aves; Rheiformes; Rheidae. The record is from RefSeq and is a predicted model, not a curated record. The coding region runs from base 1 to 2001 and encodes 666 amino acids.
AUGGAGAGCGGCGACCGGGACAUGUACCGCCAGUUUCAAGACUGGUGUCUCAGGACUUACGGGGACUCAGGAAAAACCAAGACGGUGACCCGUAAAAAAUACGACCGGAUCGUCCAGCUCUUGAAUGGCUCCGAGUCGAGCUCCACGGAUAAUGCCAAAUUCAAAUUCUGGGUCAAAUCUAAAGGCUUUCAGCUCGGCAAUUCGGACGAGGUCAGUGGUGGUGCUGGAGGAGGGAAGCAAGUGCUGUACGUGCCAGUCAAAACCACGGAUGGAGUAGGUGUAGAUGAGAAGCUGUCUUUACGGCGGGUAGCCGUGGUAGAAGAUUUCUUUGACAUUAUCUAUUCCAUGCAUGUUGAAACUGGGCCUAAUGGAGAACAAAUCAGAAAACAUGCUGGACAAAAGAGAACGUAUAAAGCAAUUUCAGAGACCUAUGCCUUCCUACCGAGAGAAGCGGUGACACGAUUUCUAAUGAGCUGCUCAGAGUGCCAGAAAAGAAUGCAUUUAAACCCAGAUGGAACAGAUCAUAAAGAUAAUGGAAAACCUCCAACAUUGGUGACCAGCAUGAUUGAUUACAAUAUGCCAAUUACUAUGGCCUAUAUGAAACAUAUGAAGCUGCAGCUACUAAAUUCACAGCAAGACGAGGAUGAAAGCUCAAUAGAGAGUGAUGAGUUUGAUAUGAGUGACUCUACUAGGAUGUCAGCUGUGAACUCAGACCUCAGCUCAAAUCUUGAAGAGAGAAUGCAAAGUCCUCAGAACCUCCAGGGCCAGCAGGAUGAUGAUUCAGCCGCAGAGAGUUUUAAUGGCAAUGAGACCGUGGGACACAGUUCCAAUGCUUCAGGGGGAACACACUGCAGGGAGAUGGCAGAAACCAACAGUAAUGGCAAAACAAAUCUGGAGCAGGAUGAGCAGCCUCUGAACCUGAGUGACAGUCCCCUCUCUGCUCAGCUGACUUCAGAAUACAGACUAGAUGAUCACAGCAGUAAUGGAAAGAACAAAUACAAGACUCUCCUAAUUUCUGAUCUCAAGAUGGAACGGGAGGCAAGAGAAAAUGGAAGCAAGUCCCCUGCCCAUAGCUAUUCAAGCUAUGACUCUGGCAAGAAUGAGAGUGUAGACAGAGGUGCAGAAGAUCUGUCUAUGAAUCGAGGCGAUGAGGAUGAGGAUGACCAUGAUGAACAGGAAGAUCCUGAGAAGGUUAAUGAAUCAGAUGGGGUAGAAGCUGAGCGACUGAAAGCUUUUAAUAUGUUUGUCAGGCUGUUUGUAGAUGAAAACUUGGACCGAAUGGUCCCAAUCUCUAAGCAGCCCAAAGAAAAGAUCCAGGCUAUCAUUGACUCAUGCAGGCGACAAUUCCCUGAGUAUCAAGAGCGUGCGAGAAAACGCAUACGUACUUACCUCAAGUCCUGCAGGCGGAUGAAAAGAAGUGGUUUUGAGAUGUCACGACCUAUUCCCUCACACCUUACUUCAGCAGUUGCAGAGAGUAUCCUGGCUUCUGCCUGUGAGAGUGAAAGCAGAAAUGCUGCAAAAAGGAUGCGGUUGGAUAGACAGCAGGAUGAGGCUGCUCCAGCUGACAAACAAUACAAGCAAGAGCCGGCCCAGGUCACUUACUCAACAUCAGCUGUUUCCAGUACACAGGAGGUGCUGUACAUCAAUGGAAAUGGGACCUACAGUUACCAUAGUUACAGAGGGCUCGGAGGUGGGCUGCUAAAUCUCAACGAUGCUUCUAGCAGUGAUCUUCAGCCUACAUCCACUACAGCCGUGACUCAGCACUGCACCCCAGGCACUACAAAUGUCCAAUCCCCUUCCAACUCAGGUCCGACAGAUCUCAGUAUGAAGAGGCAGUUAGCAACCAGCUCUGGAUCCUCCAGUAGUACAAGCUCUAGACCCCAGCUGAGUCCAACUGAAAUAAAUGCAGUGAGGCAGCUUGUGGCAGGGUACCGAGAAUCAGCCGCGUUUUUAUUGCGUUCUGCAGAUGAACUGGAAAACCUUAUUUUGCAGCAGAACUGA